CUUGAAACAGAAACCGUUGAAGAGACAGUCUAGGCACAAAAGAUAGCAGAGAUCGGAGAAUUUACACCCAGGAAAAGUACCCGAGUUAAAAGCAGUGAUUCACCAAAUUGUACAGGCUCCAGAUACUCCUUAGAUUUCACUCGGAGAGCUACCCAAGACUUAGGGUCAGGGCUGGAAUCAAGAUACGGGCAGCCAAUGCCCUUUCUCAGAGGAGAGGUGGUACGCUUCACUCACACCCCUCCUCCUUUGUCAGAUCCCCUGCCCAGCCCAGUGUCCUGGACCUUUAAGAGUCUGAUAGGCAGACCCGGGCAGAACGAGCAGAAGGCUCACCUCCGCCCGCCCGCAACCCCCUUCCCUUUGCUGUAACUCAGCCAGUCGCAGUGGCUGGAGCAGCUGCAGCCCAAGAAGGAAGAGAGGGAGGGGAGGGGAAGGAGGGGAGUCGGCAAAGCGAGAAGAGAAGAAAGGAACUGAGGAUCCGCAGCUCCACUGCACCAAGGAAUUCCAACACUGGGACCUGGGAUUAUCCUAGCCACGGUGCCAUCAUCUGGGAGUGACAGUCAUGGCGUCGCCCUUGCAUAGUAUUCGGCUGCCUCUGGAUGAUGAUCUGCUGUUGAUGCAGAAUGGGUCUAUGCUACGCAAGGUCAAAUCCCGAAGUUGGAAGAAACAGAGAUACUACAGACUACAGGAUGAUGGGAUGACUGUUUGGUAUGCCCGGCAGGCCGGUGGAAGAACCAAACCCAGCUUCUCCAUUUCAGAUGUGGAGACAGUGCGAGAGGGGCAUGAAUCAGAACUGUUGCGGAGCCUAGCGGAUGAAAUCCCCCUAGAGCAUGGCUUCACAGUUGUUUUCCAUGGGCGCCGCCCCAACCUGGACCUGGUGGCAGGCAGCGUCGAGGAGGCACAGAGCUGGGUGCAAGGGCUUCGGCGCCUGCUGGAGAUUAUCACUAGCAUGGACCAACAGGAGAAGAUGGACAAAUGGCUGAGUGAUUGGUUUCAGCAGGGGGACAAAGACCAGGACGGAAGAAUGAGUUUCCGGGAGGUGCAGCGAUUACUGAGGUUGAUGAAUGUAGACAUGAACCCUGAGCAUGCUCUCCAGCUCUUCCAGGCUGCGGACAAGUCGGAGUCGGGGAUGUUGGAAGGAGAGGAAUUUGUGGAGUUCUAUCGGGCCCUGACCCAGCGUUCAGAGAUACUGGAGCUGUUUGAAAUCCUCUCCGAGGAUGGCCAGAAGUUGACGCUGCUGGAAUUUGCGGAUUUCCUUCGUGAAGAGCAGAAAGAGGGAGACAAUGCUUCCGACCUCGCCUUGGAGCUGAUUGCUCGCUAUGAGCCAUCGGACAGUGCCAAAUUGCGGCAUGUACUGACCAUAGAUGGUUUCCUUGCUUAUCUCUGUUCCCUGGAUGGAGAUAUCUUCUCUCCAGCCUGCCGACCUGUGUACCAGGACAUGAGCUAUCCACUGAAUCACUACUUCAUUCACUCCUCACACAACACUUACCUGCUGGGGGAUCAGCUUCGAGGACAGAGCAGCGUGGAAGGCUACAUACGGGCUCUGAAGAGGGGAUGUCGCUGUGUGGAAGUGGAUGUAUGGGAUGGACCCAGUGGGGAACCAAUUGUUUACCACGGACACACUCUGACUUCUCGGAUCCCCUUCCAAGAUGUGGUGGCCACAAUUGCCCAGUAUGCCUUUCAGACAUCGGACUUCCCAGUCAUAGUGUCCUUGGAGAAUCAUUGUAGCUGGGAACAACAAGAGGUCAUUGCCCAGCACCUGACAGAGAUCCUGGGAGAGCGACUGCUCAACACCACCUUGGAUGGGCUCCUGCCCACCCAACUGCCAUCACCAGAGGAGCUCCGAGGGAAGAUUCUCCUGAAGGGGAAGAAGAUAGGGACCCUUGAGGAGGAGCUUGGGGAGGCUUCAGGGGACCCUGAGGAGCUGGAAGAGCCUGAAGAAGAGGAGGAGCCCGAGCCAGAACUGGAGCCCGAUGUGCUGGACUUCGAUGAGACGGUCCGAAGUGAGGACAAGAGGAAAGAGAAGAAAUCCAAGACCACGCUGUGUCCAGCCCUAUCAGCCCUGGUUGUUUAUCUGAAGAGUGUUCCAUUUCGAAGUUUUGCACACUCGAAGGCUCACUACCGCCUCUAUGAGACGUCAUCUUUCUCUGAGGCAAAGGCCCGGCGGCUGGUCAAGGAGGCCGGGAAUGAAUUUGUGCAACACAACGCAUGGCAACUGAGUCGAGUGUAUCCCAGUGGUCUGAGGACAGAUUCCUCCAAUUACAUCCCCCAGGAGCUAUGGAAUGCUGGCUGCCAGAUGGUGGCCCUCAACAUUCAGACGGCAGGGCUGGAGAUGGACCUCUGUGAUGGGCUCUUUGGUCAGAAUGGCGGUUGUGGCUAUGUGCUGAAGCCUGCUUUCCUGUGUGACCCCCAAAGUUCUUUUCACCCCCAGAGACCCCCCAGGGCCACUCUGACACUUCUCAUUCAGGUGAUCAGUGGGCAGCAGCUCCCUAAAGUAGCCAAUAGCAAAGAGGGCUCUGUCGUGGAUCCCCUGGUGCGUGUGGAGAUCUAUGGAGUGCCAGGAGACACGGCCCGACAGGAGACCAGCUAUGUGGAAAAUAAUGGUUUUAAUCCCUACUGGGGGCAGACACUGCAGUUCCGGGUGCGAGUGCCAGAGCUUGCUCUCCUCCGAUUUGUGGUGGAAGACUAUGACAGGGCCUCAAGAAAUGAUUUUGUGGGUCAGUACACACUGCCUUGGACCUGUGUCCAACAAGGUUACCGGCACAUACAUCUUCUCUCUAAGGAUGGUACAAGCCUCCACCCAGCUUCCAUUUUUGUGCACAUCCAGAUUCGGGAAGAGCUGGAUGAGGAAGAAGACUGAGUGACAAGUGUCAGCAGGAGUUGAGCACUCCUUCAGGAAGCUUUCCAAGCCUGCCGCAUCAGCUCUGACCACCCCCGUUCCUCCAACACUUAGAACCCUAUUCUAGGCAUUGUAUUUUCUCCUGCCCUCCCCUUUAGACUCUUAAAUUCUUCCAAGGCAGG
Messenger RNA from Dromiciops gliroides (monito del monte), 3018 nucleotides. It is a transcript of the gene PLCD4, whose product is annotated as phospholipase C delta 4. Gene Ontology annotation, biological process: intracellular signal transduction; lipid metabolic process. Lineage: Eukaryota; Metazoa; Chordata; Mammalia; Microbiotheria; Microbiotheriidae. The transcript has 17 exons. Gene Ontology annotation, molecular function: calcium ion binding; phosphatidylinositol-4,5-bisphosphate phospholipase C activity. Bases 560 to 2857 code for a protein of 765 amino acids. The record is from RefSeq and is a predicted model, not a curated record.